Symbiodinium sp. CCMP2456 is the source of this 3234-nucleotide messenger RNA. The record is from the annotation of a GenBank genome assembly. NCBI's taxonomy places the organism in Eukaryota, Dinophyceae, Suessiales, Symbiodiniaceae.
AUGGCUGUCCUGCCAAGCCGUGUGCGUGAGGGACCAAAGCUUCCUCAGGCUGCACCGAGCCCGCCCAAGCGGGAGAGGGAGAGGGAGAAGGAGGAACCCGAGCAGUCCAUCAAGGCUGUCGUUGAGCAGCAGCUGGAUUUGCAGCACCAGCUUCAGCAGCGCAGCUCCCCGAAGCAGUCGCCAAAGCAGUCACCUAAGCAGUCCAAGCUGCUUUCUGCGCCUUCUCCGGAUGUCGAGGCUGAGAGAAGGCAGAAGUCCACGGCAGCGGGGCGAUCGAGGGAGCAGACGAUCCAGGAAAUUAUCCAGCAGCAGCUUCUGUUGCAGGAGCAGCUGCGGCCGCAGCUCGAGCAACCUGCCGGAGGUCCGGUGAGCAGUUUGCAGUUGGAGCAUCAGCCGAGCUGGAUGCAGACGCCCUCUGGGAGCGAGCGGGAGGACACGUCGACGGUCGGGAUGGUGCACGUGCAGCCCAAGCCGACUUUGGGGGACUUCGAGGAGCAAGUCAGCCAGGACACAGGCUGUGGCAUCGAAGCGAUGCUGUCAAGCACCCUGCCGAGGAGUCCUGUGCGCCAAUCCUCGGAGUCGAGUCGAAGCCACCGGUCUUCGCGCCGCCGCGUGGACCUCCGCGUGGACUUGGAUGAUGGCGAGACCGUUUGGAUUCGCGACAUCUCGCGUGAGGCCACGGCCGAGAGGUUGAAGCAGCGGCUUCAGCAGUCUGGAGUGCCGGUGCAGGGCUUGACGCUGACCUUUCUCGGCCUUUCACUCAAGGACCAUUGGCGCCUGGCUGACUGUGGUAUCAAGGACUGUGACGCAGUGAAGGCCACCAUGCAACCAGAUGGCGGCCUCGGCGGACAUGCAAGUCAAGAGGUGAGUGUGAGAUCUGACAAGGGGCGGCCACUUCGUGGGAGCUCAGCUGGCAGCUGCAGUACAGGCCGUCACGGGGCGGGCCCCUUGCCGAAGCCGAGAGGUACCGUGGAAGCGGGAGAAGAAGCGGCUUUGGCAUUGGGGCUGGUGCCGGUCGUGACGAGUUUGGAAGCAAGCCCCGGCCCCGAAAGCCGGGAGCGCUCGACCUGGGAAGGUCCUCACCCGGAAGGCAGCGCACUCCCGUCGUUGGCCGCUUCCCCGGUGCAGAUCUCGGAGAGCGCCCGACCGCCAAGCGUGAGCGGUUCGAAGGUCGCCACUCGCGAGAGCACGUAUCAGGCGGAGAAGGACGACACGCUGAAUUUUCUGACCGAGUUGCAUCGAGACGUGUACAGAAAGCCGGAAGCAAGCGAAGGGCGGCCAGGCGAGUCUGAAGGGUUUAGGUUGCUGCAGUCGCUGCGGAGAGAGAGCCGGAGCCAUUCGGAGUGCGAGCCGAAGCCGGCAUCCACGCUGCAGGCUUCCCCAGAUUCUCCCAGCCCCGUCCAAAAACUUGACGACGACCUCGUGGUCUUACAGGAACAGCGUCACGACCAGAUUCUGACAUCCAUGCAUCUCCAAGAAGAGAACAUUCAGUGCCUGCGAGAUCAGCAGCGGGGUCUAUUGCGGGAGCUCCAGACCGCACAGGAAGCACAGCAGCAGACGAGCGCAAAGCAGCACUCAGAGCUGCGAGACAUGAGAGACGAUUUGAGGCUGCUCCUCUCAGGCCAGCAGGAAGUUCACCAAGACCUGACUCGUCUGCAGCAACGCGUUGAGCAAGGAAGUCGAGCUACACCAACUCACCCAAAAGGGCCCGAAUUUGUCGCCGAGCCGGUGCCGUCCAUGCAGUUGAACUCGCCCCUCCGGCAGCGCGAGACCUUGUCGGCUCGCAGGUCGUCAGACAUUCCUAGCAGCCGUCGCUGGUUGAUACGGCAAGUGUUCCGGAUGCUGGACGUGGAUUGUGAUCAGCGGCUGACGAAGGUGGAGCUGAAAGGCUUAGCGGACCUCAUGGGAUUUGAAGGUGCAGAGGCUGACUGGCUGCAGGAAUACCGACUUCUGUGUGCCGACAACCAUGUAGAUGAAGGCCUUGGCUUUGACCUCGAGGGCUUCGUGGCACUUCUGGAAAAUCCGAAAGGGUGUCCAUCAACGACUGACUCGCUUUUCAGGGCGCUUUUGGACCUUCGAUGCACUGGGGACGAGGACCGGGAGCGUGCUUCGCUGGUGAUCCUCCUUUUCGAAGCACUGGACCGUGACGAUGACGGCUUUGUGGGCGUACAGGAACUCUGGCCGCUGGCGUCAGCCACAGGCUUCAAUGGCUCGGAUGAUGACUGGGAAAGGGAGUACCGGCUACUUUGUGAGGACCUGCCAAACACCAAGGAGUUACUUCGGAGGGGCCUGGACUUGCCGACAUUCGGCCGGAUGCUUGCGGACACAUCAGGGAGCGGCUUGCUUUGCUCCGUUCCCCAACUCCAAAAAUUCCUGGCUGACUUCACCCGCACUCGCGGGAGUGGCAAAGGGAUUGUCCCAAGAUCCCACGUUGGAAGUCAAAGUCUGCCUUUGGCAAGCGACGAGCUGCCUCUGAAGGUGCCCAAUGUGCCCAGUGGUGCAAAAGCCAGCGGGAAGAGUUUACAGCCGGGCAAGGAAGUGCAGGCCGUGGAGGACCACAGCGAGAACAGAAAGAGCAAUGGCACUUCGGGACUUCCGGUUGCCAAGUCAAGGAGCAGACUCAUUCGAACGGUCUUUCAGCUGAUGGAUGCGAACUCUGAUGGGGUUCUAGAUUCUGAGGAGCUUUUCGUGUUCGCGAGCUUGAGUGGCUUCAAAGCGGGCAAGGCAGCCUGGGAGCUGAAGUACCGACGCCUCUGCGAACGACGGAGUCUGGUGCCUGAGGCGGGCAUCGGCGCGCAGACGUUCGCAGCCCUAUUGGAGGAUUCUAGCGAUGCUGGCCUCUAUUGCGCUGAUGCAGAACUGCACAACAUCAUCCAUACACAACGGCGCCCGGCGAGCGAUGAGGCAGAAAGUCGAAGGCCGAGCACCAGCAGUGAGCAGGUCCCGGCACUAGAACGUCCACGCCUGAUCAACGCCUUGUUCUGGUACCUUGAUGUUGACAAGGACGGCCUUCUGCAAGAGCAUGAGCUUGAGGGCCUCGUGAGCCAGCUGGGCAUUGACACCGUCGAGUGGCCGAAGGCAUUUCAGCAAAUCUGUGCCAAAUAUGAUGUCAACGCCAUCGACCUGGAGCAUUUUCAGCUCUUGCUGGAUGACCGUAGCGAGGUCACCUACUGCGAGCCGGAGAGCUUGCACAGCAUUCUGGCAAGGUUCAGCCGUGGCCCCGCACGCGGGUAG